AGCAACGUCCAUAACUGAAAACAAUGCCCCCGUAUUCUCAGUUCAUUUUUCAAUCAAUCUUGAAAAUAACCACUUCUUAACUAACUUCCACGCCUUCUUCUUCUCUCUUUGCCCUUCCUCUCUCUUCUCUUUCUCACUCCACACACAACAAUGGCGCAGGUGAACCUCGACGGGAAACCAAUCACUCCGGUAUCGAUUUGCAUGAUCGGCGGCGGAGGAUUCAUCGGAUCACACCUAUGCGAAAAGCUAAUGUCCGAAACUUCUCAUACAGCCAUAGUCGUCGAUGUCUCCUCUGAGAAAAUCAAUCAUCUUCUCGAUAAGUCUCUUCCCUGGGCGAAGCGUAUCGAGUUUCAUCACAUGAACAUCAAGAACGAUUCGCGCCUUGAGACUCUCGUCAAAGCUUCCGAUCUCACUAUCAAUCUUGCUGCGAUUUGCACCCCGGCGGAUUAUAAUACGCGGCCGUUGGACACUAUUUUCAGUAAUUUCAUCGAUGCGAUUCCGGUGAUUAAAUUUUGCACAGAGAACAAUAAGCGUUUGAUUCAUUUUUCUACGUGUGAGGUCUUUGGGAAGACUAUAGGUAGCUUCCUGCCUGAGGAAUAUAGAAAGGACCCCCAAUAUUACAUGCUCAAAGAAGAUGUGAGUCCUUGUAUUUUUGGUCCAGUUCAGAAACAGAGAUGGUCUUAUGCAUGUGCAAAGCAAAUGACAGACAGACUAAUUUAUGCUGAGCAUGCUGAGAAUGGCCUGAAGUUCACUAUUGUGAGACCUUAUAACUGGAUUGGACCAAGAAUGGACUUCAUUCCUGGUGUGGAUGGCCCGAGUGAUGGUGUCCCCAGAGUUUUAGCUUGUUUCAGUAAUAAUCUCCUUCGCGGUGAGCCGCUCAAGCUUGUUGAUGGAGGACGUUCCCAGAGAACAUUUCUCUAUGUCAAAGAUGCAAUUGAGGCUGUAAUGUUAAUGAUUGAUAACCCUGAUAGAGCAAAUGGACACAUCUUUAAUGUGGGAAACCCAGACAAUGAAGUAUCUGUGAAGCAACUAGCUGAGCUUAUGAUAAAGGUAUAUGCCAAGGUGGCUGAUGUACCUGCCUCUAGUCUAUCAACUCUAGAUGUGACUUCAGAAGAAUUUUAUGGAAAAGGCUAUGAUGACAGUGAUAAGCGCAUCCCGGACAUGACAAUUAUCACUAAGCAGCUUGGUUGGAAGCCAAGGACAUCACUUGAUGAACUGUUGGAUUCUACCCUUCAAUAUCAACAUCAGACAUAUGCUCAUGCUAUCAAGAAAGAACUCUCAAACCCUUCAACUUGACUAACUUCAAAAUUGAAUUGGAGAUUCAGUUUACUUCUAAUUUUUAUGUAAACGUGUCACUGCCAUGUGAUGAGGCAAACUGACAAAUGUGUAUAUGAUACACUCAUUGUGAGAUCUAGCUCACAAGUCUAGUGUAUAUCUAUAGUCAUAUCUUCUGUUAAUUCUUCCUGUAACUCUAACUUUUUGAAUGAAAAUCCUUCCUUUUUUUUA
Molecule: messenger RNA, 1506 nt
Organism: Vicia villosa (hairy vetch)
Lineage: Eukaryota; Viridiplantae; Streptophyta; Magnoliopsida; Fabales; Fabaceae
Product: UDP-D-apiose/UDP-D-xylose synthase 2-like
Exons: 9
Coding region: 151-1296 (381 amino acids)
Source: RefSeq, a predicted model, not a curated record